AUGUCGAUGAACGCAUCUGUCAAGAAUGUAUUCAAAAAAUGGAAAGAAACCACGAAAGCUUCAAAUCAACGCGCAAGAGAGAGAGCGGAUAGCACAAUAACAAUUGAUACUAGCCAAACAUUUGAAGAAUUUGAGCAUAGAGCAUCAAGCGGUUCUGAAGACGAUAUGUCCUCUUCAGUUACUACAACCUCAUCUCUACGAAGAUAUGGUUCAAGAAUAUCAAUAAGUGGUUCAAGGAGGUCAUCAGUUACGAAUUCCGAGAUUGAUUCUUGGUCGAGCAACGGAGGGGAAGAUUAUGAUGACGGGGAUGAUGAAGAUGAAUAUGAAGAUGGUGAGGAAGGCGAUGAUGAUAAUGAAUCGUUCAAAAGUUUUGAAGGAGUUCAUAUUCGCACCCCCAGAGAAGAUGAGGAUGGUGGUUCAAGAACGCCAUACGAAGCCGACAAUGAUCCAUUGCCUUCGGACACAUGCGAAGCUUGCCAGGAACCAGAAGUUGGAGUCUUAUCCUGGUGUAACAUUUGCUGCAUUGUGCUUUGCGAUAAGUGCUGGAUCGCUCAGGCAGCUCACAAGAGUAACCCUCGAGCCAGAGGGAGGAAAAAUCAUGAGAAAACGGACAUGAGGCUUUGGGAAAUAAUCAACUCGAUCUUAAAUCCAGAAACAGAUUCCAAAAGACAGGAACAACUCCAUAGAGAUAACUUUGAUACCAAAUGGUUCGGAGUGGAGUUCAACGAAAACUCACGAAAGCCCUGUUUUCAUGACUACGGGCGUUAUGUUAAACUUGCAUCAGAAACUGAAAUGGAAGCUGGAACGCAGCAUCCCUCCAUCACCUGUUUCGUCGGGGAAACAGGCCAUGGAAAGAGUACACUAAUAAAUGCAUUGAUGAAGAUACAUCGACAUACGACUUUAGCACCAGACCAAGUGCCCGUCAUGGGAACAUUUAGGGAACUAGAUGAGCCCACCAGUGAUGCGGUACAUUUGUUUGCGGACCCAAUAACCUAUAACACCAAUAGGCCGUAUUUCUAUGCCGAUUGUGAAGGUCUUAGUGGCGGUACUAAGAUCCCCAUGGCCACCAGAGCUUAUCAAGGCGUGAAAAACUUCCGACAAAAAAGGCGGCACGCGAGAAACGAUCCUGGAGAUAAUGGAAUUACAUGGGCGCGCGGACAGGAGAAAUCGCGUCAAUGGAUGGUAGAAAAUCUCUACCCUAGGGUUCUUUUCACGUUCUCGGAUGUUGUGUGUUUUGUUACUAGGAAUUUUCGGACUCUCGAAAAUGUGAUUUCAAAAUUGAUCCGUUGGGCAGAUAAAGUUUUUCAGCAGUCAGUUAAUCAGCCUGUACUGCCGUACGCCGUUAUCGUUGUAAAUGCGCUUGAGGUAUCGGACAUCGCUUCACCUUGGUGGGAUAUCGAUGGUACAACUGGCGACCAAUUGAGGAAGCGUGCUGAAUGCAUCAAAGAUGACCCUUUCAUGGUAAAAUGUGUUGAAAAAUGGAGAAGCCUGGGGAAAACCAUCAACAAUCUAGAGGAGCUACUUAUGUGCUACUAUAGUGGCAUUAAGAUAGUGUGUAUUCCUCAUGCAAAGGAAUCGCCAGCAGUCAUCGAACAACAAUACAAGGUUUUAUAUAAGGUUAUGGAAGAAGGAUCUCAAAAAGCCUACGACUUAAGGAUAAAAGCCGGACUUCUUAUGACAAGUGAAGAACUAGAUGUCUAUCUUAGACACGCUUUUCAUCACUUCUCGAAGAACCCGUCAAAACCGUUCAACUUCCUUGCUGCGGCAUUCCACCAUAACCCCGUUUCUUCAACCUUCAAAGAUCACAUCGCUAAAGCAGCCGUUCAUGUCAUGACUCAAAGCCCUCAAAUGUCGGGAACAGACAUGUUCAAGCUUCUAGCUCCACUUGUUGCUUCCUGUAUUCUUUUGGAUGCUUUCAGAAGCCGUUACCCGCACGGUGGCCAAGCCUCAACGAUUUUCCCGUUAUAUCAAAAGUUCUGCGAGGAUGCUCUUGCAGAAGUAUAUGAAAAGCAUUGGCGAUGUGAAAAACGUGAUAAGAAAGGCCGGCGUUGCGCAAAUGUAGCCACCGGACACUCAAAGGGUCAUCAGUUGGAGGACGGGAAAGUAUUUGGCGUUGGGGAUUUCAGCUCUGCUUACAUUGAGAAUUCCAACAAAGAAAGAGAUAACUUCAUUCGUACGAUAUCUUCUGAACUUGACAGAUUAUUGAAAGAAUUUAGCGCAGGACAGGGCAUUUCCGUUGUGGCCCAAUACCACUGCAAUCGUGUACUAAAGAAAUAUGCCCGCUCAUACAACAUGCUUCAGCUGUUUAUCGGGGACGCCUAUACACGCACUGACUUGCGGGCACAUAAUCUGCGAGCGAUGCGCCGAGAAUUAUUCAACCUUAUCUACUUCCAGUUUCUGGCGCGAAAUUAG
This is a messenger RNA of Morchella importuna, 2412 nucleotides long. RefSeq lists its product as uncharacterized. The coding region runs from base 1 to 2412 and encodes 803 amino acids. NCBI's taxonomy places the organism in Eukaryota, Fungi, Ascomycota, Pezizomycetes, Pezizales, Morchellaceae. The record is from RefSeq and is a predicted model, not a curated record. The transcript is spliced from 8 exons.